AUGCGCUUCAGCCUACCCACCGGGCCAUGGCUAGUCCUAGCAGCAGCCCUCACCAGCGUCGUCUCCUGCGAACCCGCCCUCGACCAAAAUGCUGCUGCCGCCGCGGCCAACCAGUCGCUGUUCUGGGGGACAUAUCGACCCAACUUGUACUUUGGGACAAGAACGCGGAGCGCCGAUACGUUGCUUACUGGGUUGAUGUGGUUCGGAGUCAAUGAGGUGUCGCAGGCUACCAUCCAAAACAUCCGCCACACCUGCGAACAAGGCGACGAUCUCUCCGGCUACGCGUGGCAAAAGCACGACGGGCGCACCUUCGGCUCCCAGCUCAUCAAAGACACCCUCAACAAGAUCCACUUCAAGACCGAGUUUGUCAAAACGCCCGGCGGGGACCACGGUGGUGACUGGACCGUCCGCGUGUCGGGCGAGCCGUUCGCGGGCGAGACCGCGGAUAUCUCGGUGGUGUUUUAUGUCACCCGGUAUGGGAAGGGUGAGAUGCGGUGGACGCAGGUGGGGGGUCAUGAAGGGGUGGUCGGACACACGGAGGAGUUGGGCGAGUUCACGUUCGCGGUGGUCGACGGGCCGAACAACAAACCCCCGGCGACACCCUCACCAGGCCCCGAUGACGCAGAUCUGCGCUCAACGCUGAAAGCGCAGUUCCGCGUCCCGGAGAAGGAGUCAUGGAAGGCGAAGGAGAUUCUGCAGCAGCAUCUGGUGCAGCACGGGCGGGAGAAGUUGCAGAAAGCGGCUGCGGCGGGAACAGCGCCCUCCGCGCCGCUUGUUUUCACGUUGGAGAAUGAGGAUGUGCGGGAUGCGAAUGUGUUUAUGUUUCAGAAGACUCUCCGCGCCCCGUUCUCGUUCGAUGUCGCGUUCCUGUCCCAUUCUGCAAGAGCCGGGGGAAAAAAGCCUGAUGUGACGGACGUGCAACGCGCCACGGGCCCCGCGCUGCAGGAAAAGCUGGGCGAAGCCGAGGCUGCGUUUGAUCAGCGGUUUGAGGACACGUUCGGGCUGGCUGCAAAGGGGUACGAUAAAGACCAGCAAACCUUUGCACAGUCGCUUUUAGGAAACAUGGUCGGCGGGCUGGGGUACUUCCACGGCACCAGUAUCGUCGACCGCGCCCUGGAAGGCGUAGAAACGAGCGAGAUCGUCGAUUUCGCAGAGGGCGAUGAUGACGACGAUGAAAACGAGGACAGCUACUUUGAGAGCGGCGGCUCCUCCCAAAGCAGAUCCUCCAAACGCGCCCCGAACCCGCAACUCGAAGGCCCCACCGCCCUCUUCACCGCCGUCCCCUCCCGCCCCUUCUUCCCGCGCGGGUUCCUCUGGGACGAAGGCUUCCACCAGCUGCUCAUCGGCAAAUGGGACAACGAUCUCAGUCUCGAUAUCCUUUCCCACUGGAUAGCGUUGAUUGAUGAUAAAGGGUGGGUUGCACGUGAACAGAUCCUCGGUGAUGAGGCGAGGAGCAAAGUGCCGCAGGAGUUUCAGACGCAGUACCCGCAUUUCGCCAACCCGCCUACCCUCGUUAUGAGCCUCAUGGCCUACCUGGAUCGUCUGACACAGGCGAGGGACACGUUUGAUGUGUCGUCGUCACAGCAAAAGAUUGUUGCGGCGAGUGAUACGGCGUUUUUGAAGGAUAGGGCGUUGCUUGAUCGGGAGGCGGCUGUGGAGUUUCUGAAUGCGACCUACCCGCGGUUGAGGAAGCAGUAUGAGUGGUUCAGGGAGACGCAGUGGGGUGAGCCGGGGUUGAUUGAGGGGAGGGCGGUGGAGGGGUAUCGGUGGAGGGGGAGGAAGGAUACGCAUACGUUGACCAGUGGCCUCGACGACUACCCCCGCGCAAUGCCCCCCCACAAAGGCGAAUUCCACAUCGACCUCCUCUCCUGGAUGGCCUUCUACGCCUCAACCCUGAAAACCGUCGCCCACGAAAUCAACCGCACCAAGGACAUCAAAACCCUCACCGCCGACCUCACCGAUCUGCUAGCAUCCCUUGAAUCCCUGCAUUGGAACGCUGACUCGCAAUCCUACUGCGACGUCUCGAUCGACGAGGGGGGGAAAUCAUCUUUUGUUGUGCAUAAGGGGUAUAUAUCCCUCUUCCCGCUGAUGCUGGGGUUGCUACCGGCGGAUCAUCCGCAUCUGGGCGCGGUGCUGGAUCUUGUGGCUGAUCCGAGCGAACUGUGGACGGAGUUUGGGAUUGCGUCGUUGAGUCGACGGGAUCGCUUUUAUGGCACGGGCGAGAAUUAUUGGAGGGGGCCCGUGUGGAUUAAUAUGAAUUAUUUGGUUUGUGCUAGUUUGCAUAAGAACUACGUCAACGUCCCUGGACCACAUCAGAAGCAAGCGCAAGAGAUCUACACCUCGCUAAGAAAGAACCUAGUCAGCAACGUAUACAAGGAAUAUAAACGAACAGGCUACGUAUGGGAACAGUACUCAUCCCAGGACGGCGAGGGCAAACGGUCGCAUCCGUUUACGGGCUGGACUGCGUUGAUUUUGUUGAUUAUGGCUGAGCAGUAUUAG
Fimicolochytrium jonesii is the source of this 2499-nucleotide messenger RNA. RefSeq names its product glycoside hydrolase. Lineage: Eukaryota; Fungi; Chytridiomycota; Chytridiomycetes; Spizellomycetales; Powellomycetaceae. Gene Ontology annotation, biological process: protein N-linked glycosylation; oligosaccharide metabolic process. The record is from RefSeq and is a predicted model, not a curated record. Gene Ontology annotation, molecular function: Glc3Man9GlcNAc2 oligosaccharide glucosidase activity. Gene Ontology annotation, cellular component: endoplasmic reticulum membrane. The coding region runs from base 1 to 2499 and encodes 832 amino acids. The transcript has 6 exons.